Messenger RNA from Linum tenue, 1203 nucleotides. NCBI's taxonomy places the organism in Eukaryota, Viridiplantae, Streptophyta, Magnoliopsida, Malpighiales, Linaceae. The record is from the annotation of a GenBank genome assembly.
AUGGAAGCUCUAUUGAAGCUUUCCGUCCUCCUCCUGCUCUCUCUUUCCUCCAUCCUCUCCGCUCCAAUCGCCACCGCCGCCGCCGUCAUCGGCGUCACUUACACCUCUCCUCUCACCGCGCCGCCACCGACCUCAACCGGCGGCAACUCCUCGCUGCCGACUCCUCCUCCGCCACAGCGCGCGCGGCCGGAGGCCAUCGCCGCCGUCGUCUGCGAUCUCCGAUUCGGCGCCGUCCGCCUCCCGCAGCCGGAUCCCAAUCUCAUCCGAGCCUUCACCUUCACCAACACCUCCCUGCUCCUCUCAAUUCCAAACUCGCUCCUCGCUCCCCUGGCCUCCAAUCGCACUCUGGCGGUCCACUGGCUGCACGUCCACGUCCUCCCUUUCUAUCCGCGCUCCAAGAUCGCCGCGAUCUCCGUCGGCGAGGACGCCGUCGCCGCCUCCGAGCUCCCGUUCCUGCUGCCUGCCAUCCGCAACGUCCACCUCGCGCUCAGGGACAUCGGAAUCAGGUCGAUCUCCGUCUCCACGACGUUUUCCUUCAUCAACAUCGUCACGACGGCGUUCCCUCCUUCCGCGGCGACUUUCAAGGAGCCGAUCGGCGAGGCGGUGAUCAAGCCGCUGCUCCAGUUCCUGGAAGACACCAACUCUUCCUUCUUGGUGAAUCUCUAUCCGUACAACAUGUACCGGCUCCACUUCCAGAUCCCGCUCGGAUUGGCUCUGUUUCAGGAAGGUAAUUUCAAUUUCCGCGACGAUUUCGCGACUGGAGUCCGGUACCGCAAUCUGUUCGAUAUGAUGGUGGAUUCCGUCGUCGCUUCCUUGGCGGUCGCCGGCCACGAGAGCAUCCCCUUGGUCGUCGCCGAGACUGGCUGGCCGAGCUCUGCCGCAGACGGCAACGCCGAGUCCGACGCUAAUCCGGCGUACGCGGAGCUGUACCUGAAGUCGUUGGUCGCGCACUUGAACUCCGGCAAGGGAACGCCGCUGAGGAAGGAAGGGGUGGCGCAGGCCUACAUCUACGAGCUGGUUGAAGAAGCCGAUCCGAAGCAGCAGCUGCAGCAGCAGGGGGCGCACAAUUGGGGUAUUCUGUACCCUAACAUGAGCAAGAAGUACCACUUUGACCUGUCCUCUGCCUCUAAGAACGGUACCAUUGCUUCAGGGAGAUUGCUUCUUCUAUUCUCCAUUGCGCUCUCCUAUUUGUUGUUCCUGUAG